AUGAGAAGAUCUACUCUAAAGAAGCCAUAUGUUGUUGUGCCCAAGGCUACACUGGACAAUGUGCCUUUACAUUAUGUAAAGAAUGUUGAACGAUGGAAGUAUGUUAUUCAAAGGAGGAUAGCUUUGGAGAGGGAAUUGAGAAAGGAUGCCCUAAAAUGUAAGGAGGUUGUGGAGAUUAUAGAGGUUGUUGGUUUGAUGAAGACUGUCACAAAAUUUGGUCCUUUCUAUAAAGGUCUAGUCAAGGAGUUUGUGGUGACCAUUCCUGAUGGGUGUGAUGAUGUGAAGAGUGAAGACUAUAGGAAGGUGUAUGUUAGAGGACAUGUCAUGACAUUUUCUCCUGCUGUAAUCAACAAGUUUCUGGGAAGGACUGAAGAACCUCAUGGUGAGCUAGAGGUUACAGAUGACCAAGUAUGCAAGGAGAUAACUGCCAAGCAAGUGAAACACUGGACGAAUAGAGGAAAGUUGUCAGUAGGGAAGCCGGAUGUCAAGUAUGCAAUCCUUCAUAGGAUUGGGACUGUCAACUGGGUGCCUACAAAUCAUACUUCAACCAUUUCUACUGGGCUUGGGAAGUUUAUAUAUGCUAUUGGAACAAGAAGAGCCUUUGAUUUUGGGAAGUAUAUUUUUGAACAAGUUCUUAAGCAGACCUUCUCAAAUGCUGUGAAUAUGCAUAUUUGCUUUCCCUCACUCAUUUGUGGGAUAAUUCUGAACCAACAUCCUGGAAUCUUAUUUCCUAUUGAUAUUGUGAAUAAAAGGGAAUAUCCUUUAUCCCUCAAUUACAAACUGUUUGCUGGAACACAUGUUCCAGAUAUUGUCAUGACAUCUUCUUAG
This is a messenger RNA of Lathyrus oleraceus (garden pea), 828 nucleotides long. RefSeq lists its product as uncharacterized. Lineage: Eukaryota; Viridiplantae; Streptophyta; Magnoliopsida; Fabales; Fabaceae. The coding region runs from base 1 to 828 and encodes 275 amino acids. The record is from RefSeq and is a predicted model, not a curated record. The transcript has a single exon.